UUAAGGCUAGAACAGCAGAAAAACAAUCAAUCAUUGUUGUGUACGUGUUCGAAGCCGGAGCAUGAGCAAGAAAGAGACUUGGUCUUGGAUUCUGGCUUAAUUAAUAUUUCCUUAGUUGAUUGCUUCCGGGUUUCAUCUAAUUCUACCUCCAUGAUGCAAACAGAUAAGAAAAGUAGGCAUUCCUACUGUGUGUGGUAUACGCAUCUUUAAGAUGAGCCUUUGGAUCCGCCUCGAUGUGCUUUGAUAGGCAGACGGCCUGUUCUUGCAAUCAAGGUCUGCAGUUUGUGGAAGUGAGGAACUCUUCAAGGUCGGAUAUUGUCAAGACCAGCUGGAAAAAAAAUGGACCUCUGGCUAAGAUUCAAGCUGCUCAGAGUAAACAUUAUUGUUUAGUCUUCAAAUAUUCAAUAGUUAGAUAACUGUUGAACGAAAAUAUCACAAGAUGAUGUUUCAUACAUGUAUAUGUGUGUAACUGAAACUUUGAUAGAUGCGUACCCACUUACCAUUAGAUGACAAAAUGAGGAGAAACAAUAAAAUACAGACAUUCUUAACGGUGCUGGUCACAGCCAUCGUUACGUACUUAAUUGUCGGAACAAACUGUCCCUUGGACAGACAUCAGAAUACCGUCAUGUUGCCAAAAGAACCCAAGCACGUCAUGUACGACCAGCAACAGAAUGAGUACGUCUAUGACAAGGAUAUGCCACUGAUUUUCAUUGGCGGCAUGCCGCGCAGUGGCACCACGCUCAUGCGCGCUAUGCUGGAUGCUCAUCCGGAUGUGCGGUGCGGGGAGGAGACCCGUCUUAUACCCCGACUCCUCAGCAUGCGUGCCCAGUGGAUGAAAUCCGGUAAAGAACAUGGCCGGCUCAUAGAGGCCGGAUUGACUGACCAAGUCAUCGACGACGCGCUAUCGGCGUUCAUCUUAGAGAUCAUUGCCAAACACGGCGAGCCGGCGCGGCGGCUAUGCAACAAAGACCCCUUUGUCCUGAAAUCGAUGGUCUACCUGCACAGGGUUUUCCAAAAUGGCAAGUAUCUACUCAUGUUGCGGGACGGCAGGGCCACCGUCCAUUCCAUCAUCUCCCGAAAGGUCACCAUCACCGGGUUCAACAUCCAAAGCUACAAAGACUGCUUGACAAAAUGGAACCUUGCCGUGGAGAACAUGUACAACCAGUGCAUGCAGCUGGGGCCAAAUAUUUGCCUGCCCGUCUUCUACGAGAAACUGGUGCUGCAUCCUGAGGAAUGGAUGAGGAAGAUUUUGACAUUCCUGGACAUUCCUUGGGACGACAGCGUGCUACACCACGAGGAUACUGUGGGAAAACCCGGUGGCAUUUCACUCUCAAAGAAGGAGAAGUCCACAGAUCAAGUGAUCAAGCCGGUCAACCUGGAGGCACUGACCAAGUGGGUCGGCCACAUUCCCCAGGACGUCAUGGACAACAUCGAUACGAUUGCGCCCAUGCUGGCCAAGCUGGGGUACGACCCGCAUGCCAACCCGCCCAACUACGGCACGCCGGACCAGCGCGUGCUGGAGAACGAGGACAAGAUCCGGGCCAAUGCCGACCGCUACGCAGAGAACGCCAAGCAGUUCAUGGAGGAACCGGACAAACAACGGCCGCCGCCGGAUGCGGCCAAACCGCAACCGGGAGCCAAAGAAGAUUCCGUCAGACAACCGCCGCCCAACGAGGCCGUCUUGGCAGACUAUGGCGAAAAUCAACAGAAAAAGCCCAGAAUCAACCCACUGAAUCGCUUUGGAAGAACACGGCCGAAAAAUCCCACAUUUGCACGGCGCCCUGAGGCGCCGUAUCCCAAUUAGAAAUGGGAACAAUUCUAAAAAAAUCACCCAAAACGAAUUGCAAAAAACAAAGCGCACUAUUUUUUAUUAAUGAAUAUUGGCAGUAUUUUUGUAUACGUUGUUUCACAAGGUGCAAUACGCAAACCUUCUGUUAAACAGAGUCGUUGUUUUAUUUUUUAACCUUCUUGUGUUUUUCUGCAGAUGCACGAUAGCAUAUGUUUAGCCAGCAUCCUUUCCGUUUUGUUUCAUGUAUGUUUGAUAUAUUUUAUUACAUGUACAUUUUGGUACAUGUAACAGAGUGUUAACUGAACAAACUAAACGAUCACAUUUGUGUGUGAGUAGGCCUACUUCUCUGUAUGUACAUGUACACUAUACAGUAAGUGUGCAUACAUUAUACCUAAAGUUUUAAAAUUCAAAUCAGUGUAUGAUCUGCAGUAGGUACUAGUACAGGUACUUCAUACAUGUCACAUUGCAAAAUCUGAAGAUCUGAUUGUUAGUUGCCUUUUUUUUUACAAAAUAGAAAGGAAAAUAAGGAAGAUGUGAUUUUACAAUUGUGUACGAAAUCAUCCACCUUAACUCUUAGACUUUGAAGUGAAUUUCCUAAAUCCUAACCACAAAUAGGUUUUCUCUAGCCCACAAUCCUGGCCAAAUCUCGCUGGCCCCCAUCCCCGGGCCCCGCUCAAUGUUGUCUCUCCUUGCGUGGUGUGUGCUCCAUCAGCUGGAGAGAACAACAUUAACCGGGGGAGCGGGGGAGUGGGUGACCGUGGCAGGCUCAGGAAGUGUCCCAACCAUUUUGACCGGGAUUGUAGGCCCCCUGUCAUAUGCAACAAAAUGCAAUUUGGCUGAAAUAAGACUGCUUAAUGCAACAAAUUGCAACAGUGGAUUCAGUUGCAUUGUGCAGUGAACCCAGUGCAUACCAGCCAUGGCACCAAGCAGUUACCCUGCUAAAUGCAACCAAAUGCAACAGUGGAUAAUCUUGUUUCGCAUUGGCACUAUGAGCAGUUACCCUGCUAAAUGCAACCAAAUGAAACAGUGGAUGUAUUGCCUUGGCACUUGCCCUGCUAAAUACAACAAGAUGCAACAGAAUAUGGGGACUUGCGUUACCUGCAUAAUGCAACAGCGUGCAACAACGUUUUUAUCUUUGUUGCUUUCUGUUACAUUUAGCCGGUGUAGUGUUAAUUAGUUAAAACAAUUGGCAGGUACACAGACUGGGGUGUAAAAUUGGAGCCAAUGUUUUGUUUUGUUACAUGUAGCUCACGUUAUUAAAAAAAUCAUAUCUCCCUUAUCUCACUAUUUUGCAAAAAACUUCACCUUGGUGGUGUAGUGUCAUUCACAUUUCAUGUGUAGAAUACACAUGCUAGCACAAUAAAACAUUAAUAUGCACAACUGUCACCCAAGUACAAAAUAUACACGUUAACAGUGUAGUACAUGUACAGAUUCAUUUAGUUUGUAUUCAUUAGUAGUACAUACAUUUGCAUUCAUGUAUAAUUGCCUGUGCAUGUAGUAGAGCUCCAUGCCCAAAGUAAGUUUUUAUUUGACUGAUUUUAAUCCCAAACACUGAAAUAUUCUCCAUUUAUCGUUUUUAUCUCAAGUUCUAUAGAAUUUGAAGGGAAAAAAAUCCCCAUGCAAAUAUGCGCAGAGAUAAUUGUUGUAACAUCUACAUUUUUUUACCUAAUCCAUAUGGUAAUUGUUCACAUGGAAAAAUUAGUCUGAAUACAUGAACAUGCAUGCAUGCAUUAAAGCGUUCUUUUUAGUAGCUGAUUGCUAUUUAUAGUUUCAUGUAAAUGUACACCACCCGGUCAUGCCUCGGACUUUACUAUGCAUGGGGCACAUUUAUGUUUAUUGCCCCCACAUCCGAAAAAUGUUCCAAAUUAGAAACAGAUAAUAUGCGGGUACAUGUACUAAAUCACCUCCUGUGCCCCCCUCGCAUCAUUUACCAUGACUGUGAUCUCAUCUUGUCUAGCCUCCUGAUAAUAGAUUGCUCCCUGCUUACACAAAGAGUCCUCAUCAUUCAUCAAACAUGAUAAUGAAUGAUCCCAUUUUGAGGGGCCUUUUCUCCGUUUUUGCUAUCUUCAUAAUAAGUGCCUCUUUUUUAUCAGUGUUAUCUUGACUUCUGGUUUGGGCUGGACUAAGGAGUCAGUGUUGACCAAAAACAUCUAAAUUUCUUGAAGUUGCAGUUCUCAUUGCGCGAAGCUAGCACGCUGACAGGGUCCACCACACAAUGAGUGCAAUAUGCCCCUUGGUGUGUGACAUGUAUUUUUAUUGUCCAGAAACGUGGCCGUCCUAAACCAAUGAAAUUACAGCUCGAUAUAAUAUUAAUACGUAUGUAAAAUAUUGAUAAAGUUCUCAAAUGGCCUGUUAUCAAUUAUAAGUUUUUUCUGUGCUAAACACUUAAAGGUACAUGUAACAUAUACAACAUUUGCUUUUGCUGUAUUUUCAGAAAUGGAUGGAUUUGGGGGUCUGUAUUACCGGUAUGUAGCAAAUAUUGUCGCACUGAAUUGUUUAAAGUUUUGUGUUCAUGGAUGCUGGAGAAACCAAGAGCAAAAUGCUGUUCUUGUUGUCUGGUUUCCUUACCCUGCUUCCCACGAAAAAGAGCAAUUUAUAGACAAUCAGGGAAUUAACAGGUCAGGGAACCAGACUACAUCUUGCUGGCUUGCACCUGUUCACAGAUGUGUAACUGAUUACAAGCAAAACUAAUGUGGACUAACUAAAUUUAGUAAAUUGGGGUGGGGGUAUGCAGUUUUUUUCCCAAUGAUGGUCGGCCGACCAUCGUUGAAAAUGACAGCACACACACCAGGUGCACUGAUUUCACAGGAUGCUUGAGUUUAUUAUUCACUUAAAGCCAAGUAAGGUAUUUGAUAAUAAUUUGACAGUUUAAUUUUUUGAUGUUUGCAAAUAUUAGUUUAUUACCUCCAAGGGUAGCAGGGUAGAUUCACUUCCAGGCUUACUGAUACUAUGGUUUCAUAUUAAAAAUCUCAAAUAGGUUCUCCAAAGGCGUAGUGAUCGGAGAAAUUGCCUAAUCUACAUGUAUUGUCCAAGAUAUUUUGGUGAGAAAAAAAAUGCUAAGAACAAUUUUGUUUGAAAACAGAUGUUCAAAAAGAUGUUUUCCCAGAUUUCCAGAACAAAUCAAAACAUUUUUAGCCCCUUGAUGUGUACUAUCCUGAAAAUUUUCUCUUAAAUGGUCUGGAAAUGUGAUUACAUGCUCAAUGCUUAAUGAAACAUGUACAUGAACAUGUACAUUGUACUUUUUUUGUAAUCUAAUCAGUAAUACAUGUAGGCUUUCUAUCCUCGUGUAAUUCACCCAGCAACCAAAUGACGUUGGCAGUUCUUUACCGGCACGAUUUCAUGGGUUCAUGCAUAAAUGCUGAACACCUUUUGAAACUGCGACUCAAAUGUCACGAGCGAUACCUCCCGGACAUGUUGUGGAAUACCGCUGAUCAGGUUUAAUUGAAUUGUAGAAUUGAACCUUUUUUGUAUCAGUGUGGGACCUUUUUCCUCCCAUGGAUAUUCCUUACAUUUUGUACAGCUGGCAGAUUUGGACAAUUGUAAGAGAAAAACCUGAUUGUAAUGUUUCCGAGGGGCAGACCAAUUUAAUGUACAUGUUUUUCUUAAACUUAAAGCAAAACACGAUGAAAGGCCUAAAAAUAAAUCCACAUACGAUCCUUUAUGCGCCAAUGCUUCUUUGUUAUUAAUUCUGUGUACACAGACACGCAUGAAAAUCUCGGUGCAAAGUCAAAACAUGGAGCUUUUUUGUACCAUAAACUAGCCUCUUUGAUUGUGGAGAAUUAUUAAAUACAGAAAUUCUCAAUCCGUCUGACCUGUACUCCAUUGAGUAUCCAUUAAUUCCAACAUAAAACAGAUUUCUCACCAAAAUCAUCGUUCUUUACUCCCACCCUCCCACCCAUCAAAAUCAAUCAGGUUUUAAUGGGAGGAUUUUGAAGGAUUAAGGAGAGCCAGGCCACUGUCACUGUGGGACUUGAUUCCCUUCGAAAGUUUAAGUACAUAGAAUAUGCCAAUGGUUUCCUCCAUAUUGGAUGGUUUUGGAGGAUUCAGGACAUUUCUCAGCGCAAAUGUUUAGGGAGUUUGGGUUUAAUCUGUAAUCAAUUGAGAGAUUCGGUUUUGAAAACCUUCUAUAACUUGAAGUUUAUUCUCCCGGUAAUGCAUUGUACACUAGUAGUACAUGCAAAUGGUUUAUCAUUGUCUCCAGAAUUCAUAAUGUACAUGUAUGUACAAGGUCACAAUGUACUGUGACUGCAUGAGUCUGUAUUUAUCACAUUCACUUCAUCCCAUGGUUGAUGCAUUUCAGUAUUUUUUAUUUCAUUGGCGUUAUCCAACCAUGGUCAGAAUUCACAAACCAAAAAUAAACAUUUGAAAUAACUGUUUCGAUUUCUAAAUAGCCUAAAGCACCCAUUCAAACUGCACUGUAUGAGUGUAUUGCAAAUUAUGAAUGCGUGGUCAUGUUAUGACAUUAUUGUGCUUGAUCAAAUGUUAAAAAGAAGACUUUUGUAUUUUAAGGCUCUCGGAUACUUGGAAUGGAUCAUGAAUAUUAUAUACAUGUACCAUAUACGUAUCCAUGAUACAGAUACGUGUAGAGAAAACCGAUGUCCUCUUUUGAAUAUAUAUGUACAAACAAAGCGAAAAUAAUUUUACGUACAGUGUAUUUCAAAGGAUGAGGUCGCACUAGGCAAAACUGCUUUCGGGGUAUAUUUUUAGCAAUGAAAUAUGAAUAGCAGAUUGAAGUUUGGAAAGAAUUUUGUUUCAUUACAUUUUUAACAUUUUUAUGUUUUAGUGUUUACCAAAUGUCAGGAGGUGAAAUUGCGAGUUCAACAUUUCCUGACAAACUCAGUUAUGCAAGUAGGAUAUUUUGAUCACACUCUCUCCAAAUUCACAAUUUGGUAAGAAUUUGUGGCUAUUUAUAGUGCUUGAUUGAUUGAUUUUCGCACCUAAAUUGAAUGUUAUGAUGAUUUUUGCUUGAGGAUUUUUUUUCUUCUGCAGUGCUGUAUUUUCUGUUAUUGCCCUUCUCUGUAAACUGACACGUUUUUCAUGUUGAUAGUGAAAAGUGCACUUCGCAAUUUUUGUUUGGAAUAAUUUAUGAAUUUAUGAAGUUGUCCAGGUCAUACAAAUAGACUUGAGAAAUGUUUCCUUGCAGUGUUCCUCACAUAGACCCUUUCCAUCAUGUCCAUGGCAGCCAUUUUAAAGGUGCAGAGUCUUUUUCCUUUUACAAAAUGCUUUCAUAAUUGUUGAAAUCCAUUAUUAAAUCUUGACAUAUCACCAGUUGAAAUGUACAUGACUUAGUCAACUUCUUAAUGUGCUGUAAAUUGGUAAACGAAUUUUUUUUUUAGCAAUGCUGUUUAAAGUGCUUGUAAUUAUGCUAAAUUUCAAUCAAAUAUAUAAUAACGAGCAGCAUUCCUGUAUUGUGUGGGUUGAAUGUAAACGUUAUGCCGUUGAGAGAGUAUUCUAUAUUGUAUUAAUGUACAUGUUUGUGCCAAAUUUGUCUGAUGUAAACUAACAAGAUUUCGCGACUGUGGUG
Patiria miniata (bat star) is the source of this 7313-nucleotide messenger RNA. RefSeq names its product protein-tyrosine sulfotransferase 1-like. Bases 485 to 1804 code for a protein of 439 amino acids. The transcript has 3 exons. Gene Ontology annotation, molecular function: protein-tyrosine sulfotransferase activity. The record is from RefSeq and is a predicted model, not a curated record. Gene Ontology annotation, cellular component: Golgi apparatus. Gene Ontology annotation, biological process: peptidyl-tyrosine sulfation. NCBI's taxonomy places the organism in Eukaryota, Metazoa, Echinodermata, Asteroidea, Valvatida, Asterinidae.